AUGUCGGCAGUACUGGAUCCCUUGGUUGUGGCUCGAGUCAUACACGAUGUGUUGGAUCCGUUUACAUCAACUGUCCCACUCAGCAUAGGCUACAACAACAGGCUAUUUCAGCGAGGUGCUGAGCUGAGACCAUCUGCCGUCGUAAGCAAGCCGCGAGUCGAUGUCGGUGGCAAUGACAUGAGACUUCUCUACACCCUGAUGCUGGUGGAUCCAGAUGCCCCAAGCCCAAGUCACCCAACACUAAGGGAGUACUUGCACUGGAUGGUGGCAGACAUCCCUGGAACAACUGGUGUCAGCUUUGGCCAGGAGCUUGUAGUUUAUGAAAGACCGGAGCCAAGAUCCGGCAUCCACCGGAUGGUGUUUGUGCUGUUCCAGCAACUAGGUAGGGGGACAGUUUUGGCGCCAGACAUGCGGCAAAACUUCAGCUGCAGGAGCCUCGCACGGCAGUACCACCUCAGCAUUGUGGCCGCGACAUAUUUCAACUGUCAAAUGGAAGGUGGAUGGGGCGGGAGAAGGUUUCGGCCAGAAAGUUCUCAAGGAGAGUAG
Triticum dicoccoides is the source of this 546-nucleotide messenger RNA. RefSeq names its product protein RICE FLOWERING LOCUS T 1-like. Bases 1 to 546 code for a protein of 181 amino acids. The transcript is spliced from 4 exons. The record is from RefSeq and is a predicted model, not a curated record. NCBI's taxonomy places the organism in Eukaryota, Viridiplantae, Streptophyta, Magnoliopsida, Poales, Poaceae.